Molecule: messenger RNA, 1431 nt
Organism: Suillus bovinus
Lineage: Eukaryota; Fungi; Basidiomycota; Agaricomycetes; Boletales; Suillaceae
Exons: 7
Coding region: 1-1431 (476 amino acids)
Source: RefSeq, a predicted model, not a curated record
AUGCGGAGCGGGAUGGAUGAGUCUGAUUCAACAGCACCCAUCGUAAACUUGCUGGAUCUCAACGAUCAUUGGAAGGAAGCUCUUACUAGACCUGCUGGAUGGUGCCCAGAUCUUUUUUUCUGUGGAAGGUAUGAGCCGGAAAGAGAUUGGUUCCAAGUGCUCCGCUACGAAAGUGUACACAUCCACAUCCCCUCCGCUUGUAAACCUCUACUUCGAUUUAUCAACCACGCCUGCAACUGUGCUUGGUUUGUGUCCCUGUCCACACGCCUGCCUACCCAAACCCAAGAACGUUGGCUUCAGGCCUCGUAUUACAUGGACAUCCUGCGCCACAAAUUUUUCUUGGAGGUACUAGAGAAAUUCUACCCUGAAGGUGUCAAGUUGCCUGUGACAACCCUUCCUGCAUCAACAAGAAUGACCCGGCAAUGGGUUUCUAGUGUCCUGGUCAGCUGGGGGUACCAGGUGUACCAUCUGAAGGGGAUGCAACCGGCCUCAGGAGAUAGGCUAGAGAAACUUCUCCAGGACCACCCCGAUAUAUCUGGGAGGUAUGAUUGGGAGGAUUGGCUGAAGACGACGAACCCCAUCAUGAGAAGCUUAUACGGGAACAUGCCUGACCCCAACACGCACCCUUUGGAUUUUCAAUGUGUAUUGCUAGAGUCCAAGCUCAGUGGGAAUUCACCAGCACCUAUGGUGGAAUCCAACCCAGACAGCUGGAAAUUAUGUUUGGAGACGGUGAUUAACGAGCUGGAGAAGCGCCAGCCUGGUAGUUCCCCUGAGGUGCCCAUGGAGGUGGAUCCCCCAACCGUCCAACCAAGCUCAAUUAAGCGUCCACAUCUAAGUCCUCCAAAAAAAAAAAAAGAGGUCAACUACCCAAGGUUUCAUCCGGGUGUCAUACCUCCAAGAGGACAGGCUCUCCCAUCUGUGAAUGUCAGUGAGCUCAACGUCCCCCCAGCUCCUUCCUCAAUUAGUGAGGGACUUUCAUCCAGUGAAUAUAACUCUUGGGGAGUCUGGUUGACCCCACUAGCGGCCUUAAGUGAAAGUGAGCUGCGGGAACCAAUUGAAGAAGGGCUUGAGAUUUGGGAGACCUUUAGGAAGCAGAGCUACUUCCAACAACAAGAUCAACAACUAUUAGACCAAAUAUGUGACUUGCAGUUGCAACCAUCCGUAGAAGUCCCACAAGUAACCAGAGUCGUCAAAGUCGUCAAAGUCGUCAAAGUCGCAGAAGUCGCAGAAGUCGUCAAAGUCCCACAAACCAGAGUCGCCAAUGUCGUAGAAAUUGCCAAUGUCGCAGAAUUAGUCGACGUUCUCGGCAAGUGCUCAAGAUUUCCUGCUGUCUUAAGUCGCCCGCAAGUAUCAGUAAGUUUAACGUCAAAGCAAUACCUGCACUAUGACGAGUUUGCUAACUAUAUUGUACAGUAUCGUGGUUGCUAUUAA